This is a messenger RNA of Haplochromis burtoni (Burton's mouthbrooder), 1777 nucleotides long. RefSeq names its product transcription factor HES-2. Gene Ontology annotation, molecular function: RNA polymerase II cis-regulatory region sequence-specific DNA binding; protein dimerization activity; DNA-binding transcription factor activity, RNA polymerase II-specific. The coding region runs from base 363 to 962 and encodes 199 amino acids. Gene Ontology annotation, cellular component: nucleus. NCBI's taxonomy places the organism in Eukaryota, Metazoa, Chordata, Actinopteri, Cichliformes, Cichlidae. The transcript is spliced from 4 exons. Gene Ontology annotation, biological process: anterior/posterior pattern specification; regulation of neurogenesis; regulation of transcription by RNA polymerase II. The record is from RefSeq and is a predicted model, not a curated record.
UGGAUAUUUGAUGAAUUAGCAUUUGACGCGUCAAAACUGGAAGCUUCUUUACGUACAAAUUUCCUCAGCUUUUUGGCACAGAUUUUGUUUGGUCUAUGGAUCAUAACGCAGACACGCACCGCAGCUAGGCUUGGAUUAAAGUAAAAGACAGAUGGUUAUCUGACUAAAUUUGAUGCUUUUGUCUUGUUUUCGUAGAAUGUGGGUCCCGUUCAAAUCGUUUUGUGCCGGCUUGGGGGCGUACCCAUGACGCACGGAAACCGACGCCACGGACCUGGAUAUAUACCCCAGUACUUGGCCGUUAGAGGCACAACUUCGCCUAUCUUGGUUUUGAACACUACUCUGGCACAAAGUCGACGCUGAAAAUGUCUCCGAACAUGACAUGCGAAGCUCUCCAAUCUUUUCCCCCAAAGCUAUCUCUUGCCAAAAGAAAAGAAGCUCUUGAACUGAGAAAGACUAUGAAACCGCUAAUGGAAAAAAGAAGACGCGCCCGUAUUAACGAAAGUCUGACCCGCUUAAAAAACCUAAUCAUCCCCCUCACAGGCAGAGAUCACUCUCGUUACACCAAGCUUGAGAAAGCAGACAUCCUGGAAAUGACCGUGCGGUUCCUCGGUGACAUUCAACCUGCUAACGCUAAAAGUUCUGUAGAGAAUUACAGGGAAGGUUUUAAGGCGUGCCUUAAACGCGUCUCUGUUCUGCUUCCCCAAACCAACUUGGAUCCAGACGCACACCAGCGCGUCAAUGAAUUUGUCCAGCAGUCCAUAUCCGCCACCGUCACCCCAACCUGCCUGAACUGCUGCGCCCAGACCUCGAUGACUUUGCCUCAGAUCCAUCAGAGACUCUUGAGCAUCAAAUCCAGCUUCAGCUCCAGGGUGCAGAGUCAGCAACGCAGCAGCGCAGCGGUCCCAAACCAAGCGCAGUCAGAUUCGCAGAUUGCCAGCGCUGCAGUGUGGAGACCUUGGUAAAUUUUUUAAGUGGUCCUCCGACAGCUGUAAAAAGACUGUAAUGUGUUUAAUGUUGGGAAUAAUAUUGAGAGAGCAUUACCUGUAAAUACACACAGUGAUUAAGAGCUUGGAUUCCGUGAUGAAAAGCAACAAUUCAUCGUAUUGGUUGAGUAUUGUAUACUCGUUUUGCGCGCGAGUCUUUUGUCCUGUACAAGCUGACAAGUGUAGACAGUCGUGUAUAUAUGAAUUUUUUAAAAAAUCUGCAUGUAUGUAUACGUUCAAUAUUUAGUCCUCGUCGCGGACUAAGUAAUCAGGGGCCAUUGAAACAGCCCUGUAAGACCCAAAGGGUCAGUUUAUGUCUGAAUUUGCACAACAGACUUCAGAGUCCUGAAUCUGUGCAGAUGAACUUUGUAGACAUAAAAUGUCUGCAGUGAGUAUCUCUGUUGGGGUGUGUUGUAUUUUUGCUGUUUACAGCAAAUUGUAUUGUAUAUUUUGUACAAUAAAUGAAUAAAUAAACUAGUUAGAUCUCGCUUUGUGUUUGUGCUUAGACUUUCUGGUCUUUUACAGGUUUAUUGAUAUGGAUCGUUUAUUCAGUAAUAAAAGGAAAAACGCUCUUUGGACCAUGCGCACACAAAGAUGACUGUGAUUUUAACUGUAAGGACAGGGGCAGGACAAGGCACGCAGCAAAUUUGCAAAGCAAAACUGGCAGUAUGAACUGACCUAUAUUACAGGAAGAAAGCAGACAAUGCAGCACCAAUGUGUACAUAAAAAAACGGAGUUUUUUGAGCUAAAACGUGGCGUAGAGAAUUGAAUGCAUUUUUUAAAAUUAAUGAACA